AUGCCAAGACAUAUUUACAUACUUCUCAUCGAUUGCUUCCUUGGCCUAUCAGUCGCGUAUACCUUCCUAUUUGAGCAUGUAACGGGUCACAAAAAAAUAGUUACCUUCGACAAAGAAUUCCACCGAAAUAAAAUCCACGUGAAAAAUAGAAAGAAGUAUUUAUUUGUGUGCAGAAAUUCGUCCACAAGGGGUAAGAGGAUAUCUUCAAAGGGUUUCAUUUUGAAGCACCACAGGGUGAACCACCCACCAAGUCAAGUACCCAGCGGCGCCGUUGCCCUGUUGAGAACAAACCGCAAGUCCUUCUUGACACCAAACAAGUUCAAAAUAUUCAGUAGUGACAUUCGAAAGGACAGUUUUUCAAAAGAUAGUGAAGAUGGAGGAGAAAGUGAAAAGCAGGAUGAACAAAAUCUAACGGGUGAAAAGAACGACAAGUGGAAAAAGUAUUACGAGGAAAAGAGGAAGAAGGAAAUAUUGAAAGAUUUAGAUAAGAAUGUGCGGAAAAGAGGGGAAGGAUUGAUAAGCGGUAGUCCUGCGGAGAAAAAUGAUUCUAUGCGUGGAGGCGUGGGUAGCGAAAAUAACAGUAAGGAAGAAGGAAGGGACCUUCGGACAGAGGAAGAAGAUGUCCAAAAUGGGAAAGAUCAGGAGGAACUAGAAGCUGAGGAGGAAGAGGAUGAAGAGGAAAGUGACGAUGAUGAUGACGAAGACUACGACUCGUACGACACCUACGACGACGAAGACACACACGGCGCCCAUGCACACCGCAGCGCACAUGACAGGAGGGAUACCCACCUGGAUUACCCCUACGACCACGAAGGGGCUCAAGGGAGAAAUCUCUUCUUCGCGAACAGUAAGAACAGCGAAAACGCGCAUGGUAAAUUUUAUGACGACAGGAAAAGCGGGGCCGCCUCGAACCCCCCCUCAAUAAAUGAAAGCAUAAAUAAUAUCUUCUCAUCGAAAAGAACGACGAAAGAUUUCCCCCUCUUUUUCCCCUUGAACAAUAAACCCUUCGAAAAUAGCAACAAUAAAUAUUUUGACAAAAUUUGCAGUAUCCCCCCAAAUGAGCUCAUUAACCGAUUUUUUGAAAACACAUCCGAAAGGGUUAAAGAAGCUGUAAAAAAUAUCAUUUUUAACAUCAUUGGAAAUAUUCAAAAGUACACCAUCGAAACUUCUAUUUUGAUUACCUACGACAAAAUUUAUAAUUUUCUCCUCCAAAUUAUCCUCACGGGGUAUAUGAUAAAGAACGCAGAUUAUCGGCUCAGUCUUAAUGAAUCCUUGUAUGACCAAAAUGAUAUUGUAAACAGAAAGGAGGACGAUUUGUUCAAUUUGAAAAAAUCCUUUUAUGGCUUAUUUGCUAAUAUCAACCAGAGUAGUGAAGAAGAAACGCUCAACGCGAGUGAGUUAAGUAAGCCGGAACAUGGAAGUCCCCAAGCACCAAGCCAGGAAGGGGAAGACAUACAAAAAAACCCUAACGUUGAUGGGGAACCCCUAACCAAUAGUAACCUGCAGAAUAAUCUUAGCAGUGAUGAUGUCCUUGAUCAGAAUGGUAACCCGUAUAGUUAUGAGGAAGGGGGUCACCAAUUACCAUCAGAGAGCACAUCCUCCUCGAGCGAAAAAAAUGGCGAAAGCGAUAACUUCCCAAUAAUUAACACAAAGAAUUAUAUUAUAUUUUUACGGAAAAGAAUUAAGUCCUUAGAAAUGCAGUUAAAAAAAUUAAAAGAAAAUAAAACCAUUUUAAAUGACGAUUUACUUUCAUACAUAAAGUCACUCACAGAUGUGCAGCUCCGUUCACUGACAGACAACAUCGGACCACUGGUCCUCGAUGCAACAAAAAAAAUUGUGGAAUUAGUAAUACAGGGCAUGACAUUAAACAUUAACAAAAACUCGUCCAAUGAAUUAAUAUAUGUAAGUGGCUCUGUGCUCACUUAUAUCUGUUUCUGGCAGUUGAUAAUCGGGUACACUCUUAGGGAAAUGGAAAUUCGUGAUGAACUCUCCGAUUAUCUGAAGGGCAACUAG
This is a messenger RNA of Plasmodium coatneyi, 2013 nucleotides long. RefSeq lists its product as uncharacterized. The transcript has a single exon. Lineage: Eukaryota; Apicomplexa; Aconoidasida; Haemosporida; Plasmodiidae. The coding region runs from base 1 to 2013 and encodes 670 amino acids. The record is from RefSeq and is a predicted model, not a curated record.